Molecule: messenger RNA, 2235 nt
Organism: Papaver somniferum (opium poppy)
Lineage: Eukaryota; Viridiplantae; Streptophyta; Magnoliopsida; Ranunculales; Papaveraceae
Product: probable E3 ubiquitin-protein ligase ARI2
Exons: 7
Coding region: 89-1942 (617 amino acids)
Biological process (GO): ubiquitin-dependent protein catabolic process; positive regulation of proteasomal ubiquitin-dependent protein catabolic process; protein polyubiquitination
Cellular component (GO): cytoplasm; ubiquitin ligase complex
Molecular function (GO): ubiquitin conjugating enzyme binding; zinc ion binding; ubiquitin protein ligase activity
Source: RefSeq, a predicted model, not a curated record
GUUUUUCUUGUUAUCAGAAAUUAUUAGACUGAUGAGUUUUUCUUCGUUUUGGCAAUUUUUUUUUGAUUGAUUAUAGUGCAACUAGGAAAUGGUAAAGAUACAGGAGAUGAAUAUGGGCAGCAGCAGCGGUAGUGAAGAAAAUUCUGUGCGUUCUUCUUCUACUGCUGUUGCUCUAGAGUCGGAAAUCAGUAGCGACCUAGAAGAAGUGUAUCAUGAUUCUCUCAUAUCAUUUCAAACUGCUGCUCCUUAUUGUAAGGCAAUCACAAAGAACAAUCUUUUGGUGGCUCAGAGGGAAGAAUUGAGAAGGGUAAUGGAUUUUCUGAUUUUGAACGAACAUCACGCACGGACUUUACUUAUUCAUCACUGUUGGGACAUUGAUAAGUUAUUAAAUACCCUUGUAGAUAAAGGAAAGAAUAAGUUGUUUUCUGAAGCAGGUAUUUUCGUUGUUGGAAGUAGAAAUAUUAGUAGCUUGGUGUCUUCACCUACAGUGACAUGCAAUAUUUGCAUGGAGGACUGCUCUAUCAAUGAGGUUACAAUGAUGGAUUGCGGCCAUAGCUUUUGCAAUAAAUGUUGGACGCAGCAUUUUACUUUAAAGAUAACUGAAGGGCAAAGUAGGCGCAUUAGGUGCAUGGCUCAUGGGUGUGAUACUAUAUGUGAUGAGGCUAUUAUCAGAAAUCUAGUCGGUGCAAAAAAUUUAGAUCUGGCGGAGCGCUUUGAGAAGUUCCUUUUGGAAUCAUAUAUCGAAGAUAAUAAACGGGUUAAGUGGUGCCCCAGUGUUCCCCAUUGUGGAAAUGCAAUACGCGUUGGAGCAGAUGAAUAUUGUGAGGUGGAAUGUCUAUGCGGCCUACAGUUCUGUUUCCGUUGCUCAAUGGAAGUGCACUCGCCUUGCUCAUGUCUUAUGUGGAAACUCUGGACCCAGAAGUGUCAGGAUGAGUCAAAGACAAUUAGCUGGAUAUCUUCGAACACAAUGCCUUGCCCCAAGUGCCACCGAGCUAUUGCAAGGGAUGGCGGGUGCGAUCUAAUGCGGUGUAUUUGUGGACAGACAUUUUGCUGGCUGUGUGGCGAAGCUACAGGGUUUGCUCAUACUUGGUACAAUAUUGAUGGCCAUAAAUGUGCAGGAAAAGAAAAGAUUGCACCCCAUGUGAUGAAGGACCUAAGUCGGUACAUGCAUCACUAUGACCAUUACAUGGCUCAUAAAAGAUCUUACACGCUCGAGGUGAAACUUGAGGAAGCAUUACAGAUGAAGGUACUGAUUUUGGAAAGAAAUGCAUCAACACGCCAAGAUUUUAGUUGGGCAAUAAAUGGUCUCCGCAUGCUCCUAUUAUCAAGGCGAUUUCUUGCCUAUUCAUAUCCGUUUGCAUAUUACAUGUUUGGUGAUAGCCUCUUCAAGGAUGAGAUGACAAAUGCCGAAAAGGCACAGAAACAAAACAUAUUGGAAGUUCAGCAGCGGAGGCUCCAAGGAAAUGUAGACAUUCUUUCAAACCUUAUACAGGAGCAAUUUCAAUCGUACUCCACAGAGAAACUCAUCUUUACUAGGAUGAAUGUAAUAAAGCUCUCAGAGCUUAUUGAUGCACAGUGCAAGCAAAUGCAUCAGUUGAUUGAGAGCGACUUUCUGGGCUCCUUGAAAAUGGAGAUCCACAAUAUUGCUCCCUACAACUCUAAAGGUGUUGAACGUGCUGUAGAACUUUCUCUAUGGGAUUCUGUAACUACUGAUAGCGCUCCACCCUUGAACAUCACUAUAGGUGAUUCAGAUAGUUUAAAAGAAAGAGUAGAUAAUGAAUUGGAGAGACGACGUGUGGAGGUUCAAAAUCAUCAGCGACAACCUCCCCCUGUGCCUGCGGCUUUAGGGAGAAAGCGGAUUUCUAGUAAACGACUUCUCAAGAAACUUCUAAAGAUUCCUUCUUCAGUCUCAACAUGCAUGCUAGGCAAGGAAAAAAAGUAACAACCCAACAGCAGAAAAAAUGUACAGUUCUAAUUUUAAGUUAACAAGGAAAUUGAACCAGUUCCUAUCUUAUACUCCAUAGACAACAAUAUCCUGAUAUUUCCAGUAGACUGAAGUUUUUGAAAGAAUCCAAGAUUAAGAAAGAAUAAGGGAGUUUGGAGGGUUCUACUUAUCUAUCUUUUGGUCUCUAUUUUCUUUCAGUCACACGUUACAUCUUGUACAGACAAAAACUGAACAUAUUUUAUGUCUCUUAUCUAAAGACUUCAGUAACACUUUCUGAAUUCUGAUUGAGA